AUGGGCAAAGAACGGCCUCUGCUCGGGGUGACCAAGAAGAAAGUCUCCGAAGACAAGGUCUCCAAAUACGAGAGCAGGCACAAGAAACACAAGCGGCACAAUGUCAAGCACGAAGAUGGCGAUGACGAGAGUUCAAAGGAUCCCAUUGAGCAGGAAGGUGGCGUGUCUCUCUUCCAGCAUGAGGAUGAGAAGGCUGCCAGCGACGAGCCUCUCGCCAAGGAAGAGAAGAAGCGGCGCAAGAAGGAAAAGCGGCUCCGCGAAGAGGCGCUCAAACAGCUGAUGGACCAGGAGCUGGGUCCCUCGCCGACUGCGUCUGGCCUCCACGUAGAGGCUGGCGCGGAGCGAAAGGGCAAGAAGAAACACGACAAACGGUCAGCGCAACAAGCACAGCAGUCGGAGGAGGCUGAGGAAGCUGGAGUGACUUCGACGGAAGCCCACGAGCCGGCCGAUGGUGAAGACGUCUUCAUGGUUGACGUCAGACCCACGCCGGCCAACCGGGAGAAAUUACGUGCUCAGUCCGAGGACGAGGACAUGGAGGAUGGAGGUGCUCUCCUGCCUGAGAUGCAGCCGGGAUACACUGCACCGCCCUCGGGGAAGAACCGAGUGAUCAGGCGCCGUUCACAACUGAUCGACCGGGAGAGGGCACGGAUUCAAAAGAAGCUGGGUGCCAAGGAGGGCUCUGCCGAGAAUGCACAGAAGGUGCAGCAGCUGCUCAACGAGUUCAUCAAGACUUACGACGCAAAGGCCGAGCAGCGAGAGGUCAGAAAGAACGAGCGCAAGCGGAGGGAAUCCGUACGUCUCCGCUGCAGGAGAGGCAAGGCCCCGGGGUCGCGCAACUAG
Messenger RNA from Diaporthe citri, 840 nucleotides. RefSeq lists its product as uncharacterized. The transcript is spliced from 2 exons. Bases 1 to 840 code for a protein of 279 amino acids. Lineage: Eukaryota; Fungi; Ascomycota; Sordariomycetes; Diaporthales; Diaporthaceae. The record is from RefSeq and is a predicted model, not a curated record.